GGAGCCUUCCUGUACUCAGUGGGGGAUGCAGAACAGCUGAACAAGGCCACAAUUUGCCGCACAAUAAGGAGUGUGUGUCUGGCUAUCAAAGCAUUAGCAGAUGUCUUCAUCUCCUUCCCUGGCCACAGAAGACUCUGUGACAUCAAAGAGGAGUUCUAUAGGAUUGCAGAUGGUCUGCAAUGCUGACUGUGUGAUCAGCAAUGUUGUGGCAAAAUGGCCUGGCUCAGUCCAUGACUCCAGAAUCUUUCGGGCCUCUGAAAUCUAUCAGUGCCUAUCACAAGGUGAAUUCUCUGGUGUGUUGCUGGGAGACAGGGGGUAUGGCUGCCAGCCUUUUCUCCUGACACCUUUCACAGACCCCCAGGAAGCACAGCAGGCCUACAACCAUGCCCAUGCCAGGACCAGGGCCAGAGUUGAAAUGACCUUUGGCCUCCUGAAGGCACGCUUUCACUGCCUUCACAAAUUAAGGGUCAGCCCUGUUAGGGCAUGUGAUAUUACUGUGGCUUGUGCUGUCCUCCACAAUGUGGCCUGCCUGAGGAAGGAGAGGGCCCCCAGAGUGCCACCAGCCAUGGACUGGGACAAUCCGGCAAUCUUCCCUGAUGACGACAGUGGUCGGCUGCUGAGGGACCAAUAUGUGUAGAAUUAUUUUAGUUAGUAUGUGUGCUUUCAAUUUUGGUUAAAUAUGUCCUGCGGUGGCAGAGGAAUUUGGGUUUUUUUGGGUUCGUUUUUUUACGAAUUUGGCCUCUUAUGAUGUUUGUGCGGUAUACUGUGUGUAAUACAAGGCUGCAGGGAGGCUACUGCAUCCAUUCAUUUGUCUGUUCAGUUGAUGUGUAUGGAUUUGUCCUGCAUUUAUUUUAGUGUGCAGACAUGCAGGGUGUGUUAUAUACAGACCUUUGAAUGUGUAUGUAUCAUUUUGUAUAAUAUGCUUGGAUUCUGUGCUUUCCAUCUUGUAGAGUCACUGUGACUUCAGUUUCGAAAGGAGCUGAUGGUUUACCUGCUUUGUUUUGUCCUUAUUCAAUAAAGGAACAUAAUGUUA
This is a messenger RNA of Osmerus eperlanus (European smelt), 1033 nucleotides long. Its product is annotated as putative nuclease HARBI1. The transcript has 3 exons. The record is from RefSeq and is a predicted model, not a curated record. The coding region runs from base 101 to 637 and encodes 178 amino acids. Lineage: Eukaryota; Metazoa; Chordata; Actinopteri; Osmeriformes; Osmeridae.